AUGUUAGGAAAGCAUGUAACUGCGCUAUUACACCGUAUUCGUCGUGGUAUUUGUUGUGGUCGCCAGAAGAAGGUUCUAAUGCGGACAAUCACCGUAUUUUGUGAAGUGCAGCGACUCAGUUCAAAGGAGACUGCUCAGAAGACGAUCCUCAUCGACAGUGCUCCACUAAGAGUUCUACACGAGAAGGUGUCACUAACGGUUCAAGCUCCACAGAAAUCCGACCAGACAAACAGACCAUCUUCAAAUGAUUCUGAUUCGUCAACUAUAAACUCAACAACUACUUGUGCUCAACUUGUUGAACAGAAACUUCAAGAAAUCACGCAAGAGGUUGAAAAUUUGGCCGCUGCAGCGACGAAAAACGCGGCCACAUCGAAAGCUGAGGAGUACAGGACACAACGCGCAACGUCUGAAGUGAGCUCGUCAUCCUUGGCCGCAUCUGAAGGCUAUCGUACGCCGGAGCAAUCGUUACGAAUCGAAAUUGCAACUCCACCCGUCACAAAACCUCGCCAGAUUUUCUUGUCACCAAACGCUUCGCUUCACUUAACACCCAAUUCUGAAUCAUCACAAUCACAACGUCUUCCACCACCGCAACCACCGCCAAAACCUUCUGUCGAUCUGAGAUUACUAGCUGAAACGACUCAUCGGCUGAUCGACGAAGCCGCAGAGAUCCCUGUAAUGCAACGUGCACCAUUACCGGAGAAGAAUCGCGAAAGCCUCGCCGAUCGUCUCAGUAAAGGGAUCCAUGACCUUACGCAAGGGUCAAGUGACCGUCUUCAACGCUGGAAGAGCAAGCUACAGAAUGGCAAUCCCUCCAGAAGGCAGAAAGACCAAAGUGAACCGCCACCGAUCAGAAGGUGA
This is a messenger RNA of Ostertagia ostertagi, 858 nucleotides long. The record is from the annotation of a GenBank genome assembly. Lineage: Eukaryota; Metazoa; Nematoda; Chromadorea; Rhabditida; Trichostrongylidae.